GCGGGAGCUAUGGGAGGUGUCGGAGCAGGCCUGGAACGCCUCUCCCGCUGCACAGUUAACUUCCACUUCUGGGCUCCCUGGACUGCAGGUUCAGAACGGGAAGCACCGAGAGGCCAUGAAGCCCAGCCGAGAGAUUGCGAAGUCCAGCCAACAGAUCGCAAAGUCCAGCCAACAGGCCGUGAAGGCCACCCGAGUGACCGCGGAGUACACCCGCGAGACCCCAAAAGGCACCCGAGAGACCUGGAGGGUCACCCGAGAGACCGUGGAGUUCGCCCAAGGGGCCACGAAGUCUAGCCGAGGGACCGCAAAGGCCAUCAAGAAGUCAUGAAAGGACGCCGAAGCCCCAAAGAGGCCAAGUUCAAGGACAGAGAGCUGGUUGGGAUGGGAGGGAUGCCGCCGCCGUAUAUCCAGAUCUGCCCUCCCCAUCCCUCCGCGGGGCCAGCCGUGCCACCGAACCCCCCGGCAGGCUGUCCUGGCUCUGGGCCUUACCCGCCAAAUGUUAAUGCUGGCGGUGCCCCUGGGCACGGCGGGCACCCGCCCCAUAGCCGCCCCCCCCAUGGCCACCCGCCCCCCCGUGCUCCAGGAAUGACCCCGGGAGGACCCUACUGCGUGCCCGCACCGCCUGGCUGCCAGCCUCCUCCAGGGCACCAUCCUGGGCAUCGCAGGCACCACAAACACGGUCCUGGACACCCCUGCCGCCAGGGCCGUCGCGGUUCCUGUAGCUCGGGCUCCGAUUCUGCCUGAGGAGUGCCAGCCGGCCUGGGGCCUGGGGCCUGGGGAAGCGGCCCACGGCCCAGCCACCCUCCCCGCGGCCACGGUCCGCUCCUGCUCGUCCUGCUGCCCCCCGAGGGUUCCGUGUCUGCCCUGAAAUUAAAAGCUCCUCCGGGAGGCCUGCUUCA
Messenger RNA from Gracilinanus agilis (Agile Gracile Mouse Opossum), 899 nucleotides. RefSeq names its product histidine-rich glycoprotein-like. NCBI's taxonomy places the organism in Eukaryota, Metazoa, Chordata, Mammalia, Didelphimorphia, Didelphidae. The record is from RefSeq and is a predicted model, not a curated record. Bases 325 to 744 code for a protein of 139 amino acids. The transcript has 3 exons.